AUGAAAUAUCUUAUUAGUCAAUAUGCGAAAUAUCAUAGUUAUCCACCAAAAGCUAUUGUUAUCUAUCGUGAUGGAAUUGCAAAUAGUGAAUUUGUUAAUGUAUUCGAACAAGAACUCGUGGGAAUACAAGAAGCUUGUGUUGAAUUAUUAUCAAUCUAUCAACCUUGUCUUACUUAUAGUGUAGUCAAUAAAAGACAUCAUACAAGAUUUUUUUCAACCGAUUCCAAGAGUAAUGUUACGGCUGGUACAGUUGUUGAUUCACAUGAAGUUACUAACCCCAUAACUUAUGAUUUCUUGUUGAAUAGUCAUCAUGCAGAAAAAGAAACAAGUCGUCCAGCACAUUAUCAUGUUUUGCACGAUGAUAAUAAACUAAAACCAGAUCAAGUUCAAAUGUUAAGUUAUGCUCUUUGUUAUGCAUCUGCUCGUUGUACAUGUUCAAUAUCUAUUCCAGCACCUGUAAAAUAUGCUGAUUUAUUAGCCUUUCGUGCAAAUCUCUGUAUCCAUAGAAAUGGCCAAAUCCAUACAGAAUCAGAUGUUGCAGAACAGGCUACUCUAGUGGCUCAAACUGUAAAUGUCAAAGAGGAGAUAAUGAGUAAACGCAUUGUGUUAAGUUCGAAAUUAGCACCAGAUUCUCCUUUCUUUUUGUAA
Molecule: messenger RNA, 648 nt
Organism: Rotaria sp. Silwood2
Lineage: Eukaryota; Metazoa; Rotifera; Eurotatoria; Philodinida; Philodinidae
Source: the annotation of a GenBank genome assembly